AUGUCUACAGUUUCCAUGGAUGGUAGCGAAUGGUCAGGGAUAAAUCAAUAUCAAUCCAGCGGUAGAUCAGAACCUGCCCUAUCACCCAAUCCUCUCAAGAACAGAGGCAACCUUCCGACCCCGCCUGCCUCCGGCAGUUUGAUGUUCAAUGCGCUUGGGUCAAAUCCGCCUGAUGCCAAUGGUUUAGCUCCUCCAAUGCGUCCGAAUGGCACACCGGGUAAUCCCUCCCCGCCUAGCUCCGUGGUAUCGGCUCCCAGAUCGCGAGCAAGUGACGGAACACUGUCGGACCCAAAUAGUCGGAGAUAUAGGCACAUGGAGGAAUUGCUCACGCAGCACCACACGUAUCUGAAGAGAUUUUUUAAUACAACUAGGGAUAAUGACGAGAAUAGUCAAAAUGAAGAUGGCACACCGAAUGACCCUAAUAGCAAAAGAGCCAAUCGGGCGCUUGGAAAAUUAUUGCGCCUGUCACCUGUCCAAUUUCUCGAACUGAGUACCGAUGUUUUCGAUGAGCUCCAGCGGCGCCAGGCUCUUGAAAGACCGGUUCCACCAGGAUCGCAGCGGCCCGACGUCCCACCCCACCUACUUCCUCGUCCAGAUUUCCAUGAAAAACAUAAUUCCGCGCGUCGAAAACUGUCCACAUUGCACCCACAGAGGUUUAGGGAACUGACUAUGGAUGUGUUUGCCGAACAAGAAAGAAGGUUUCCGCAAUUGUCCUCUGUAGAUGUGACUCGAAUAGGGAGCCCAGCCCCCAGUAUCCGAAGCCGUUAUGGACCUGGCGCAGGCCCAGAACAGCCGCCGCGCUCGUCAUCAAGGGGGCCUCCUCCUGGUCCUGGUGGCAGGGGUUAUCCACCCGGUCCUCCUAUGCCACCCAAUGGCCGAUUUCCUCCUAGACAAGGCUCCCUCAGUGCUGCUCCUCCAGCUGGUUUAGGAAUAAAUGGCGAAACAAUCCCAGAAAAUGCACCAUAUCAAAAAUCUUUCCAAAGUAAUACUAUUGUACCGAACAAGAGUACGCUUGUUGAAGAUGACGAGAGCCUUAGUGAGGAGGAUAACAGAAGAAGCGACGCAUUUGCUUUAGAUAGAGUUCUUGAGAGCAGGAGAGGUACCGCGGCUACCCUUGUGGGAGGACCGUUAGAACGCCAGAAUACCAAAGAAUUACUAGACUCUGAGACCAAGGUAAAAGCAUUACAAUCCAAAGUGACGGGACUAGAGGCGCUUUUAAAGGAGAAGGAUGGAGAAAUAAAAGGCCUUCAGGAGGCCGAGAACGAGCUCAAGGCAUUAAGAACACAAAAACAGAAUUGGCGAUCCCUUGAAGAUGAACUCACGAAAAAAUUAACAGACGCCCAGAAUGCGAACAAGUCUCUUCGCGAAGAUCUUGAUGAUGCCCGACGUCAACACGAUAUAGUAGAGAGGGAGAUGCAAGAGCAUUUAGAGCAGAUACAGCUCGAGAAGCAGCAAGUACCUUCGAUAGGUGUCACGACUUCAGACGGCGAAGAUUGGAAAAUCAGGUUUGAAGAAUUAAGCCGAGAACAUCAGUUUCUCAAAGAUGAGUUUGAACAGCAACAAGCAGUUACCGAGCAAGUACGAGAGCAAGCUCUGGGGUCACUAGAAGAGAUGAGAAUUCUUGCAAGUGAAUCCAAUUGGGAAAGGGAAGAGUCUUUGACUCGAGAAAUUCACCGAUUAGAUGGCGAAGUGAAGCACUGGAAGAACAGAUACGCAAAGAUAAAAACGCAGCAGCGUCACUUGCGGUCAUCUUCGCUUGGUUUGCCUGCGCAGACCCAAGACGCGUCCGUAUUUGCGAAGGAGCACAACUUAACGCAGCCGGAUGGGUUAAUAAAAGAUGUGCAUAUCACGAAGUUCCAGAUAGCAAUCGACGAGCUAUUACGGAUUGCACGGUUAGAUGAUCCGCAGCUGGUUCUGGAGCAGAUGAAAGCUGUUGUCGUCUCCGUGAGACUUAUCAGCCGGGAUAUCGAAAGGAUGCAAAGUAAAAGCGAUGACUAUGCGCAACCUCGUAACAGAGCGAAGUCUAGGGUAUCAGCUACUGCCAACAAUUUGAUAACAGCCUCGAAGAAUUUUGCGAAUUCUCAUGGCCUUUCGCCUGUAUCACUGCUUGAUGCCGCAGCUUCCCAUCUCACAGCGGCUAUUGUUGAGCUUAUCCGCCAUGUCAAAAUUCGGCCUUCACCCGAGAAUGAAUUGGAUGAAGAUGAUGAUCUAGACAAUCUUGUUCCCAUGCAGUCUCCAGGUUAUUUCAGCGUUGCCCCGAGUCAAAGUAGACUUAGCGAAAAUGAGUCAGUUUACAGUGCCAUCAGCACUCCUUCUAUGCGGUCGCGGAGUCAGACAUACUCCCGCAUUCCAGGCACAAGAAAUGCUCGCACAAGCGGCCAGAGCCUCGUUAUUGGUUCGAAGCUCGGGGCUCCACGUGGACCUGACCGGGAAUUGGAAGGGCUUCGCUUAUAUCUUGAAGAUCAGACGGAGGGUCUCGUACAGUCCAUCCAGGCACUGGUGGCCAGCAUCCGCGCCGAGGACCAUAUCUCGAUUGUGAAGACACACGUCACAUCUAUUUCUAACGUAGUCGGAAACGUUGUUUCGUGCACGGAAGACGCCAUGGCCCAGGUAAAUGCCAACCCGAAUCUACGAGCCCGAGCGGGCCCAGUGGUCGAAAUUCUCUCGGCUUGUGCGAGUAAAUUAGCCGAUGCUGGCCAGGCCGGAAGCCAGCUGAGUGACCCGGAACGGAUCCAAGAACUAACGGCCAAGCUACCGCCGAUCGCUUUCCAAAUUGCGCGUGAAACGAAGGAGCUCGUGCAACGAGUGGAUCAGCUAGAGAUGGAAAGCCGGGAUGAUGAUGAUUUCAGAUGA
This is a messenger RNA of Ophidiomyces ophidiicola, 2853 nucleotides long. It is a transcript of the gene SPA2, whose product is annotated as component of the polarisome. Gene Ontology annotation, molecular function: MAP kinase scaffold activity. The transcript is spliced from 2 exons. Gene Ontology annotation, cellular component: actomyosin contractile ring; cell cortex of growing cell tip. The record is from RefSeq and is a predicted model, not a curated record. NCBI's taxonomy places the organism in Eukaryota, Fungi, Ascomycota, Eurotiomycetes, Onygenales, Onygenaceae. Bases 1 to 2853 code for a protein of 950 amino acids.